Tripterygium wilfordii is the source of this 2284-nucleotide messenger RNA. Its product is annotated as SPX and EXS domain-containing protein 1-like. The record is from RefSeq and is a predicted model, not a curated record. Gene Ontology annotation, cellular component: cytoplasm; membrane. NCBI's taxonomy places the organism in Eukaryota, Viridiplantae, Streptophyta, Magnoliopsida, Celastrales, Celastraceae. The coding region runs from base 398 to 1813 and encodes 471 amino acids. The transcript has 14 exons.
UGCGUGCGACUCCGUUCUUCUUCCUUAGUUGUCACUAAAAAAUUCAAAAUCCCUCCAUCAAUACUUUUCUUAGUUUGGGAUACGCGAGAAAGAUUGCAGGCCGGCGAGAUCUAGCCAGACAAACCGGUUCGCAUCUCGAGACCAGAUCAAAUUAUUCAAUCAAACACAUUAUUUGAAGCCAUUUUUAGAUCUCUUCUUCGCUGUAAGUACCGCCUCUGGAUCUGAUUUCCUUCCAUUCCAAUCUUAAGAAUUGGAGAAGCAAAUUGAAGAGAAUUUUCUCCGAGGAACUUUUUCACGGAGGCACUUGCGACUACAUUAUCGAACGAGUCGCACUUGUUGCAGGUUCUGAAAAUUAGAUAAGGGCUAUUAGUAUUCCUACUUUUUCCAGUUUACAUCUAUGUUUGGAAGUACUGUGACAGUUCCUAUCAAUAGUCCGCAUUUGAGGAAGUCUGGAAGCAGACUGGUAGUCUCUGACCUUGGUGAUGAGCUGGGUAAUGGUGUAGAUGAGGGUAUCUCACAUUCUGUAGAGAUGAAAGAUCUUUGGAAUGCAAGCACAACAAUUAGUACUGCUGCAAUCAUGCCAUCUCCUACAUUCUUAUGGAGAUUUAAGGUACUCUUGUUCUUUAUCUGGGGAUUCAUUUGCUGCAAGAUUGGGUGGGAUUCUGUUAUGAGAAUGAGUGUAGAAUUGCGAGAUCGUUUCCUAUAUGAGGCAUUUUUGUAUUAUAAUCCUCUUCUUCUUGUGACGAUGAUGGUUUGGCUUUGGGGAAUCAAUUUAUGGGUUUUUUCCCAGUCAACUGUUAACUAUUCGAAGAUCUUUGACCUUGAUCAAAAUCAUCUAACUCAUAGAGAAAUAUGGAAGUGUGCUACCUGGAUGACUAUUGUUGUUCCAACAAGCAUGACAGCUUAUCUUUAUCUUUAUUCUCAUGGAGAAGUACCAUUGGCUGCAUCUCAACCAGUGCUUUUAUACUGUGCUGUUGCGAUGAUUUUGAUAUUCCCUUUUGAUAUUUUUUAUUUGUCAUCCCGCUACUACUUCUUAAGGACUCUUUGGCGGAUAGUUCUCCCACUACAGGCAAUUACAUUUUCUGACUUCUUUGUGGCCGAUAUUCUAACAUCCAUGGUGAAGGUGUUUUCAGAUUUGGAGCGAUCAGUGUGCAGAAUGGUGCAUCGGCAGGUUGCUACCAUUGCAUGGUUUGAAGCUGAUUCAGUUUGUGGAAGUCAUUCAGUUGCCAUCCCUAUAGUUCUUGUUUUACCCUACCUUUUUCGCUUGUUCCAAUGCCUCCGUCAAUACAAGGAUAUGAAGGAUAAAACAUCCCUUUUCAAUGCCUUGAAAUAUUCAACAGCAGUCCCAGUGAUUUUUCUUUCAGCCCUUAAAUACCACGUCCUUCCUGAAAAAUGGACAAACUUUUAUCGGCCUCUAUGGCUUCUUUCUAGUGUUCUGAACUCACUAUAUUCAUUCUACUGGGAUGUGACACGAGAUUGGGACUUGAGUGGCUUCUCUCGGAUUUUCAAAUUCAACAAGCCUCACCUUUGCUCAUACCUUCUAUACGGACGAAAAUGGGUCUACUUUUGGGUCAUAGGUAGCAAUUUAAUCCUCCGUUGCACAUGGACAUACAAGCUAUCUGCCCAUCUCCGCCAUAAUUACCUAACUGUUUUUACAAUUGCUGCCUUGGAGAUUCUUCGACGUUUCCAAUGGGUUUUCUUUCGUGUUGAAAACGAAUGGAAUAAAAUGAACUCAAAGUCCAAUAUCCAGCUGUCUUCUAUUGAGACUUCGAGUGAGGAAGCCAAAUUACUUUCCAAUGAUCACAAUGUAUAGAUGAAACGACAGCAUGUUAGGAGCACCAGCAUCAGGGGUUAUGAGCAGUAUCCUCCACAUUUUGGCGAGAAAGGUUCAUUUUUCAUUUUAUAUAACCAUAUUAAAAUUUCUUUCAUUUUUUCAAUAGAAAUUCAGGUAACUCUAUGAUUACUCAAGCUAAGACAUACGUAUAAAUUCAUUAUGUUAAAACCUCAUUGUAGGAGGGUUCAUGAUUAAAAGUUGAAAUAUAGGGCAAUAUGAGAAUGUUUUUCUUGCGAAAUUAUCCGUCGUAAGCAAAGCACUUUCCAGUUUCCACCUAUAUUAGAUAUCAGUUUUGUUGUACUGCUGCCUUAAUGGCAUGGCUAGGCCACGGUGAAUGCCUUCAUGUAACAUUCAUUUAUCUGAAGGGCUUGUAUCGGCCAGCUUUCUUAUGGCCUUUGGUAAAGUCAUGUAAUUUUCUAUUUCGUCAUGUUAAAUGUCAUUUUCUUUUUC